Desarmillaria tabescens is the source of this 999-nucleotide messenger RNA. Its product is annotated as NADP-dependent oxidoreductase domain-containing protein. Gene Ontology annotation, cellular component: cytosol. Lineage: Eukaryota; Fungi; Basidiomycota; Agaricomycetes; Agaricales; Physalacriaceae. The transcript has 9 exons. Gene Ontology annotation, molecular function: aldose reductase (NADPH) activity. The record is from RefSeq and is a predicted model, not a curated record. Bases 1 to 999 code for a protein of 332 amino acids.
AUGUCCGUCCCCACAGUUAAGCUCAACAGCGGCUACGAAAUUCCCAUUAUCGGACUUGGAACUUGGCAAUCCAAACCAGAAGAGGUCGUUGCUGCGGUCUCUCACGCAUUGAAGGAUGCUGGAUAUAGGCAUAUCGAUUGUGCAUGGGGCUACGGAAACGAAAAGGACGUAGGCGAGGGUAUCAAAGCGUCUGGCGUUCUCAGGUCUGAGAUAUUCAUAACCAGCAAAUUGUGGGGGACAUGGCACUCUCGUGUCGAAGAAUGCCUUGAUCAGACCCUUGCAAAUCUCGGGACAGAUUACCUUGAUCUAUACCUCGUGCAUUGGCCCGUCCCUCUGAAUCCGAAAGGAAACCAUCCUGUCUUCCCGACCCUUCCAGAUGGUAAACGGGACGUCGAUCAUUCUUGGGCCCUCAAGGAUACCUGGGCCCAGAUGGAAGAGAUGUUAAAGAAAGGUAAGGUCAGAACCAUCGGAGUAUCCAACUGCUCCAAGAUGAAGCUCGAUGAGAUCCUUCCAUACGCAACCAUCAUUCCUGCUGUAAACCAGCUCGAGAUACACCCUUACAACCCCCAACACGAAUUAAUCGAGUAUGGUCGGAGUAAAGGGAUCCUUCCACAAGCCUAUUCGCCUCUGGGAUCAACGAAUUCCCCCAUUCUCAAAGAUGAAGUCGUCGUCGCGAUUGCUGAGAAGCACUCCAUUCAACCCUCCGACGUUCUCCUCGGCUGGCUUCUGGCAAAACAGAUUAUCGCCCUGCCCAAGUCGGUGACCCCGGCUCGUAUCACGUCCAACCUCACAGGCGCACUGGCCGGUUUGUCUAAACUGUCCAAAGAAGAUGUAGAGAAACUCGAUGGGCUCGCUGCGGCAGGCAAACAGAAACGGUAUGAUGAUCUUCUACUUUCCCGGUACACUAGAAGCUCAAUGUUCUGUCUUUCACCUCGAAGUUUCAUUACACCUCCCUGGCCUGUCGAACUGGGCUUUGACCACUGGCCGAAGCUGCUUUAG